UUUCUCUGUAGUGCGCCAAAUUCUGUCAAAAGUUGAACAGCAUGCACGGGCUUGCGAUCACAUGGCAUCCCUUGCUGUGACGUCACUCGCGUUCAUGUUGCCGCCAAAGAAGCCUUCCCCCGCGGUAGAGGUAAAAAAAAGUAGUGAGGGACAACACGGGAAGAGGAGCAGCGAGAAAAUCGCUCAAUACGGCAACGCUGGCAACGUGGAAGAGAAAUCCUGCAUUCUGGCCAGCGCACAAAAGAGAUAAGAACGAGUGAGCGCGGUGAGCGCGAAAGAGAGACGUAAGCAGACACAAGACGGCCAUUGGUUGAACGAAGAGGUAGCGAUCGAACGUGCGGGUAAGAGAGGGAGAUGCGCGGUUUGGUUUGGGCAGUCCGUGGUCAACAAAUGGUCGACAUGUUCCAUCAACGAUGCGGACGAAGUGUGACUUUGACGAACAACAAUUGCACCGCCGUUAGAGACUUCUCGGAAUACAAUUAUGGACUGGUACUCAGCGCGGAGCCGCUCAAAGAUGAUCAGCUCUUCGAAGUCCGCAUCGAUAAAAAGAUGAUAUCAUGGAGUGGCAGUAUAGAGAUCGGUGUAACAGAAUGCGAUCCAGAAUUAAUAGACUUAUUAGCAUGUGCCACCAAUCUGUGGCAAGGAACAUGGAUUAUGGCCAAUUGCGGUAUAAUCCACAAUGGGAUAAGGACGGUAGAAAUGUAUGGAAUGGAUUUGAAUACGUUACAAGAAGGAAGCACUUUAGGAAUAAUGAGGACGUCAAACGCUGAACUGAUAUUUUACAUCAACGGUGUGUCUCAAGGUGUAGCCAUAUCUAACAUCCCAGAACGAAUUUUCGCGGUGGUAGAUAUGUACGGCGAUUGCGUGCAAGUGACUAUAACUCACCCGCAAGUCGUUCCUGCUAUAAGCAACGAACCGAAAGACGACGUCGAGAUCAAUAACGAUUGUGCUCUCGGCGAGGCAUCGAACUCCUCUACAACCAAUUUAGUCGCCAAUUUGAACGUUAAUCUGAAUGUGAAUGUGAACGUGAACUUACCGAAGAAUCCGAGCGCGGCUGCCAUUAGAGAAGAUAGACUGAGGUUUCACGAGAGGGUUGGCUCGUUAGUAAAAUUGUCGAAUAACGCAAGGACAGCUGAGAGGCGGAGAGCUUUAGACGAAUUUAAUAACGGCGUCGUGAUGACUCACAGGCCGUUAAGGGAUAACGAAUUGUUCGAGAAUUNGGGUAUCUGCCGCGAAUAUGGAGAAUUUAAUCUCGACGAAUUAAGAGAAGGUGACAGAGUAGGCAUGAUAAGGCGAAGCAACGGAAAUCUACAUUAUUUGAUAAACGGUUUGGAUCAAGGCAUCGCCGCGAAAGUACCUGGAGGCGUUUGGGGUGUGAUAGAUUUGUACGGUAUGACGGUGAAGGUAACAAUCGUCGAUCGCGACGAGAGGGAAGAACAAAAUUUAGUUACCAGGAGAAACACGUUGCAUCUGCAAGGAUUAAAUGAAACGGAGGAAGAACCGCCGGACCGGCUGAUGUUUCAUUCUUCCUGCGGUACGCACGUCGAAGUGAUUAAUAACGGUCGUACUGCGCACAGGCCUAACGUGAUGGACGAUUUCAAUAACGGGGUUGUGUUAACGUCGCGGCCGUUGAAAGCAAAUGAAUUGUUCGAGGUUCGCUUAGAUAAAAUCGUGACGAAAUGGGCGGGAUCCAUCGAGAUUGGCGUCACGACUCAUUCCCCGACCGAGCUCGAGUUCCCUUUCACGAUGACCAAUGUUAGAUCCGGCACGUGGAUGAUGACGGAAAACGGCGUGAUGCACAAUGGCACGACGAUUAUAGAUCAAUAUGGACAGAAUCUGGAUCGGCUGCAAGUGGGUGACCGGGUCGGUGUUACGAGGAAGGAUAACGGGACGUUGCACUUUUUUGUGAACGGUGCGGAUCAAGGACCCGCGGCGAUGAACGUGCCUGAGAAAGUUUACGGCGUGAUCGAUCUGUACGGUCAGGCUGCCCAAGCGACUAUCGUUGACAAUACGGAUUCCUACAGUCCCACUACGAACAAUUCCAGUUUUAGUAACACGACUCUAUAUAGCGACUUGAGGUUCCAUCACAUACACAGUAAGAACGCGAAGAUAGUAAACAACGGAUUGACCGCGUUGAGGCCUAGAGCUUUAUGGGAAUUCAACGAAGCCAUCGUGAUCGCUAAUCGUCCGCUUCGAGACGGCGAGAUGUUCGAGGUCACUAUUGAUAAAAUGGUCGACAGAUGGACAGGUGCAAUCGAAGCAGGGGUAACUCUUAUAAGACCGGACGAGUUGGAGUUCCCGUCGACGAUGACGGACAUCGAUCACGACACCUGGAUGUUAUCUGGCUCGAACGUUAUGCGAGACGGUGACACGUUAAGGAGCAAUUAUGCUUGCGAUUUAGACAAACUCGUGGAGGGUAAUUGUAUCGGGAUGAAACGAUGCUCGGACGGCACCUUGCAUUAUUAUUUAGAUGGAGUGGAUCAGGGGCCCGCUUGCUCCGGUGUACCGCCGCAUAUCUACCCUGUGAUUGAACUGUAUGGGCAGUGCGUGCAGGUUACAAUCGUGCAACCGGAACGCAGAGACCCUGUGCAACAGUAUUUACCGUCGGAGAACAGUACUAGUCAACAACCUACGUCUGUGAUUCAGUUGCAAGCCCAAGCGGAAGUAAUGCACAAAUUUCACGAGUCCGUUGGUUUGAACGUUCAGUUGAACGGCGACAGAACUGUAGCUAGCAGGUGUACAGAAUAUAGUAACGCUGUGUUACUCAGCGAAACGCCGUUAGAAAAUAACGAGCUCUUCGAAAUCGGUAUCAAGGAGAUUGCCCGGGAGUGGAGCGGUUGCUUAAGAAUAGGCGUUGUUAAAAAUGAGACUGGCAAUUGGCUAACGUCUAUGAACCUUGUAUCCAGCAUGGGGUCUUCGGUGCUUUCCACAGACGCGUGGUACUUAAUAGAUAUUGCCAAAUUCGAAGGCGAUGCCGGGAUGGAGACGUCUGUGGAUGUAUCCGAAGGGAAAUUGGCGAACGACGCGAUACUCACGCCGACGCAAUCCGCUGCUCAUUUUGUAGGCGACAGCGAUUGGAGUUAUGAGUUUCACGAGAAUCACGGUAGAAAUAUACAGCUUGAGAACAAAACUACCGCUCGGAGAGUCGCAAGUUAUAAUCAAG
Molecule: messenger RNA, 3163 nt
Organism: Ceratina calcarata
Lineage: Eukaryota; Metazoa; Arthropoda; Insecta; Hymenoptera; Apidae
Product: neuralized-like protein 4
Exons: 14
Molecular function (GO): ubiquitin protein ligase activity
Source: RefSeq, a predicted model, not a curated record